Lathyrus sativus (Indian pea) is the source of this 1506-nucleotide messenger RNA. The record is from the annotation of a GenBank genome assembly. Lineage: Eukaryota; Viridiplantae; Streptophyta; Magnoliopsida; Fabales; Fabaceae.
AUGGGAGCUUGUGUUUCAAGUCAACAAGGUUGUGUUGGAGGAAUGUUUAACUCUUCCAAGAAAAAAAGAAGAAGAACUAUUGGAUUCAGAAAAAACGUUUCUUCAUCAUUGGAUACUAAUAAUACUAAUACUAAUACAGUUGAUUUGCCUCCACAUUCAUUUUCCAAUCCCACUUUCCAAGGAGGAACUAUUGAUGAGGCAUGGUUUGAUUCAGCUACAGUGUUUGAUUCUGACUGUGAUGAUGAUUACCAGAGUGUUCCGGAUGAUGUUGUAUCUUUGAACGGAAUUGAAGGUGGAUCUGUAUCAAGUUUUCAAUCUUUUAAAGAUGCUGUCAGUGCCAACCAUAGAGUUUCAACUGAUCAAAUUCAGAAGCCGGUUAUUUACGAGGCUGCUAGAAGUUCAGAUGUUCAAAAUUUUGGUGUAGAUGGAAAUGCAAUUGAAGUGAAUGAAGCUGUGUUCCUUGACGAUAUCUCCUCUGUUGAUGCGAGUUCCAAUAGGGACGAAGGAAUUUUGGAUAAUUGCGGCAUUCUUCCUAACAAUUGUUUACCAUGUCUUGCAUCUACCGUUCCUUCUUUUGAAAAGCGAAGAUCGUCGUGUUCAAGUCCUCCUAGUUCAAGGAAAAAGACUCCUACCAAAGUUUCUAGUCUAUUUUCUUCAAAGACACUUCUACAAAGACCAAUUGCAGGUUGUCAAGUACCCUUUUGUCCAAUUGACAAGAAGAUGCUUGAUUGUUGGUCACACAUUGAACCAGGAACUUUCAAAGUCCGAGGCAUAACUUAUUUCAAGGACAGGAAGAAGGAGUUGGCUCCUAACUAUUCCGCAUAUUAUCCGUUUGGAGUAGAUGUUUUCUUAUCUCCGCGAAAAGUCGACCAUAUAGCUCGGUUUGUUGAACUUCCUACUGUUAGUAGUUCAUCUGCUAAAUUUCCACCCAUUCUUAUUGUUAAUGUUCAGAUCCCGCUUUACCCUACCACACUUUUUCAAGGUGAGACCGAUGGCAAAGGAACGAGCUUUGUUUUGUACUUUAAACUUUCGGAAAGUUACGCCAAGGAACUUCCUCUACACUUUCAAGAAAACAUCAGAAAGUUUAUGGAUGAUGAAGUUGAAAAGGUAAAAGGUUUUCCGCUCGAUACAAUUGUGCCAUUUCGAGAGCGGUUGAAAAUUCUAGGCCGUGUUGGCAAUAUUGAAGACCUUCAAUUGAGUGCAGCAGAAAGAAAGCUUAUGCAGGCUUACAAUGAGAAACCUGUUCUUUCGCGUCCCCAGCACGAGUUUUACUCGGGAGAAAAUUACUUUGAGAUUGAUAUAGAUAUGCAUAGAUUUAGCUAUAUCUCUAGGAAAGGGUUUGAAGCAUUCAUGGACAGAUUAAAGAACUGCACUCUAGAUGUUGGCCUUACAAUUCAGGGGAACAAAGUUGAGGAGCUGCCAGAGCAAGUGUUAUGUUGUAUUAGAUUAAAUAGCAUUGACCACUCAAAUUACCAACAACUAGGGCUAACUCAAGAUCCACUAUAA